Xyrauchen texanus (razorback sucker) is the source of this 8524-nucleotide messenger RNA. RefSeq names its product kelch-like protein 5. The record is from RefSeq and is a predicted model, not a curated record. The transcript has 11 exons. NCBI's taxonomy places the organism in Eukaryota, Metazoa, Chordata, Actinopteri, Cypriniformes, Catostomidae. The coding region runs from base 90 to 2393 and encodes 767 amino acids. Gene Ontology annotation, molecular function: protein binding.
GAUCUUCGCCGUGUUCCGUUACCAAGACAAUCACGGAUUACGAGGCUCGUUGUUCCGUCCCCGCGUCUCCCGUUAAAGGAGUCUCGGGAAUGUCGAACCCCAGGAAAGACUUUGACGUUAAACAGAUAUUGCGCAUCCGAUGGCGAUGGUUCGGCCACCCCACAUCUCCUCCUCCUCCCGGUAACCAACCUUCGGGAGAUCUUUUCAGCAGCAGUCGGGGCACCGGGGGCUCCUCAUCCUCCGGCGGGGAUCAGCCCUCUCUCGGCGGCUGCAGUAGCUCCAAUGCUGCCGCUGGUGCCAGCUCAAAUAAUGGCAACUCUUCCUCAAACAUCAACAAAACCCGAAAGUUUGGGGAUUCGGGUCCGAGCAGCGGGCACUCAGCGGUGGUGGUGGUGAGCGCCUCCGCGUGUCCUCGGUCAAUGAGCCAGCAGGAGUGCCGGAGCCCUCCGCCGGUGCCUUGGGUCUUCCCUGCCCACUCGCGCUCCAGCGAGAGCCUGGAUCCGCUCCAGCAACAGCAACAGCAGCAGCAGCAGCAGCAGCAGCAGGAGCAGCAGCAAGAGCAGUCCACGCGUGUAUCAGACGCUCCUGGCCCUGGAGACGAUGAGAACAACAACCACAACGUGGAGUCUGACUCGAGCUCCUGCAGGACAUCCAACAGCAGUGCGACUUUGUCCUCAUGUGCGUCGAUGGAGCCGUGUGUGUCAGAUGAACACUUCCAGGCACACAGUCACGCUGAACACACCUUCAGACGCAUGGAGGCCUACCUGAGGACCAGGAAACUCUGUGACGUUGUGCUUCUUGCCGGGGACCGCAGAAUACCUGCACACAGGCUGGUUCUCUCAUCAGUGUCUGAUUACUUUGCGGCCAUGUUCACCAGUGAUGUCCGAGAGGCAAAACAAGAGGAGGUGAAAAUGGAGGGUGUUGACCCAGAUGCAUUAUGGAUCUUAGUACAGUAUGCUUACACAGGCCGUUUGGAGUUAAGAGAGGACACUAUAGAGAGUUUGUUGUCAGCAUCCUGUCUUCUGCAGCUGUCUGCAGUGGUGCAGGCCUGCUGCAGUUACCUGAUGAAACAGCUUCAUCCAUCCAACUGUUUGGGUAUUCGAUCCUUUGCAGAUGCUCAGGGUUGUCUGGACCUUCAUAAGGUGGCACAUAACUACACUAUGGAGCACUUUAUGGAGGUCAUGAGGCAUCAGGAGUUUUUGCUCUUGCCUGCAUGUGAGGUGGAGAAGCUGUUAGCAUCUGAUGACAUGAAUGUGCCAGAAGAGGAAACUGUGGUAACGGCCCUCCUCAGCUGGGUCCAGCAUGACGCGCCCACCCGUCAAUCACAGUUGCCUGCUCUCCUAUCUCACAUCCGCCUACCCCUGCUUAAACCACAGUUUUUGGCAGAUAUGGAGGCAAAUCCAUUGUUACGGGACAGUGUGGAGUGUCAGCGGUUGGUGAUGGAGGCCAUGAAGUAUCAUUUGUUGCCAGAGAGACGGCCGCUCCUCCAAAGCCCAAGGACACGGCCGCGCAAGGCCACUGUAGGAGCACUUUUUGCUGUGGGUGGCAUGGAUGCUACAAAAGGGGCCACCAGUAUUGAGCAGUACUGUUUACGGAGAGACACCUGGCGGCAGGUGGCUGUCAUGAGUGGGAGGAGGCUGCAGUUUGGUGUAGCGGUCCUGGACAACCGUUUGUAUGUGGUGGGGGGACGAGAUGGCCUGAAGACCCUCAACACGGUGGAGUGUUACAAUCCCCGCAGCAAGAGCUGGAGCGUCAUGCCCCCCAUGUCCACACACAGACACGGCCUUGGUGUUGCUGUGUUAGAAGGCCCCAUGUAUGCAGUGGGAGGUCAUGACGGAUGGAGUUAUCUCAGUACGGUAGAGCGCUGGGACCCUCAAGCUCGCCAGUGGAGCUUUGUUGCAUCCAUGGCAACACCUCGAAGCACUGUGGGAGUUGCAGUCUUAAACAGCAAGCUGUAUGCAGUAGGUGGCAGGGAUGGAAGUUCAUGUCUGAAAUCAGUAGAGUGUUUCGACCCUCAUACCAACAAAUGGAGCAGUUGUGCACCCAUGUCUAAACGCAGAGGUGGUGUUGGUGUAGCAACGUGGAAUGGUUUUCUGUACGCUAUUGGUGGCCAUGAUGCCCCAGCCUCAAGCUUGGCAUCACGACUGUCAGACUGUGUAGAAAGGUACGACCCAAAGACGGACAUGUGGACAGCAGUAGCUCCCAUGAGCCUUAGCAGGGAUGCGGUAGGGGUGUGUCUUUUAGGGGACCGUCUCUAUGCCGUGGGUGGUUAUGAUGGCCAGGUGUACCUGAACACUGUGGAGGCCUACGACCCCCAAACCAACGAGUGGACACAGGUGGCGCCAUUGUGUUUAGGUCGAGCCGGAGCCUGCGUGGUUGUCGUGAAGCUUUGAAAUGCCUCUUGCUGUCAAUCAUCUCCAUGGUGACCAUCCUGGAAUUAACCUACAGUGCUUUUGAUGUAGUGUUUAUGGACAGAUCAGAACAUCUGCUGACCAGAGCAGAGAUUAUCACACACACUAUGGCACACAGCAGAGUACUCAACUGUGGUCUCCUAGUAUGUAUGUAUCUCAUAUAUGUCUAUUUUAUGGCUAUGCACAUUAAGAACUAGACUUCCUCCUAUUCUGUGGCUGAGAGGGUUGAACAAUUUUAAUGGCCAUUCAUUCAUCUGUAAUCCCUCCUUUUAACCCCAUCUUUUCUCAUCUUUGGCUACGUUCACACAGUGUUUAAGAUUGGAAUGUUUGGUAUUAAUAGGUGUGACUUUCAAAUCGUCCGGUACAAACAUCAAGUUAUAGGAGGGUCUAGAAUAUGUAUGUGUGAAUGAGUAAAGGAAGUCAAUCCCUUUUCCUGUUUUCCUAAAAGCAGUGAAUAAUGCAUGUACUGUAACCAUAAUGAUAGUGACCUAAGAAAAUAUUAAAGAUGGCAACUUCCAUAACACCAUAACAAUUUACAUAACAUUAUGUAUUAAACAAGUCCAAUCGAGAUUCAAAUUCAUCUGUUAAAUCUUAAAAGAAUUAGUUCACCCAAAAAAUUUAAUUCUGUCAUUAUUUACAGUACUCACCCUAAUGGGCUCCAUGGAACACAUUUUUUGCUUGAUUUGAAAGUGAGCAACAACUUAAAUUUUGUUCUCAUAUUGCUUCAGAAGACUUGGAAUAUAGUGCAUGAGUCAUUUUAAUUACUUUUUUGUUUUUACACUUUACCGUUGUCAGUCUUGCUCAUAACCAAACUGUGUUUGAACAGAACCAUACUCUAAAACAGGACUGGUCACUGUAUUCUGUUACUGUUUGAAUGUAGCCUUUUGAUCUCAUUCUCUCUGCCGACGAGAGAAUAAUGAGUGUUAGUAUGAAUAUGAGUGUGUGUUGUGCUCUCAGGGGACGUAUAGAAAUGAUUAAAAAAAACUCUUAGUCAAUUAAAAAAUAUAACUGGAAUAUGUGCAGCCAAAUGUUCUCUCUAGAAAUUAUCUGUCAUCUAAGAAUAGCCUGAGUGCAGUUUAGUGUCUCAGGGGGAAGAAUGAGAGAGAGAGAGAGAGAGCGAGAGCGCAGGAAAAAGUGUAUGCAUUUCCUCCCUCCUAUUUUAAAAGCAAGCAUUCUUAAAUGGAUAGUUCACACAAAAAUGAAAAAUCCCUAAUCAUUUACUCACCCUUAUGCCAUCCCAGAUGCGUAUGACUUUCGUUCUUCUGCUGAAUACAAACUGAAUAUUUCUGCUCUGUAGGUUCUCACAAUGCAACUAAAUUGGUAUCAAAGCUCCAAAAUUGACAUAAAGGCAGCAUAAAAGUAAUCCAUAAGAGUUCAGUGGUUUUAUCUAUAUCUUUAGAAGCAAUAUGAUAAGUGUGGGUGAGAAAUGUUUAAUCAAUGUUUAAGUUCGUUUUUACCAUGAAUCAGUAGGUGGCGAUAUGCACGAAGAACGCAAAGCAGCAAAAACAAAAGAUUUACAUUUAUUAAUUUGGCAGACGCUUUUAUCCAAAGCGACUUAAAAAAGAUGAAGAGCGUGAAAGUGGAGACUGAUAGUAAAAAGGGCUUCAAUAUUGACUGUUUCUUACCCACACCAAUCAAAAUGCUUCUGAAGACAUGGAUUUAACCACUGGAGUCUCAUAGAUUACUUUAUGCUGCAUUUAUGUGCAUUAAGGUUUAUAUUAUGAAUUACAGUGGUGCGCUAACCCACAUAUUUCUUCUCCAAAGAUCCAUAAGGUAUACUCAUAGUUAUUAUAGGGAUGUUAGUUGCUGGGUUUGGAAUCUCAGCACAAGCAAACCAUUCCAGAGUUCUUUUAAAAUCAGACUGAAACUACCACAUUGAGGUGGUCUAAGACCGAUUGUUUUGGUAUGGAUCCAAGUGCGAUUGCUGUGUUCAUAUAUGCCUAAACAAACCAAACUAAGGGAGGAAAGGCACAAGAUUUCAAAAUCAAAUGUUACAAACAAACUAUGUGUGAAAAUGCCCUUAGCGCCCAAGUAAGAAUUUAAUAUACACUGAUGAGCCAACACAUUUUGACCCCUCACAUGGCCAGACAACUGAAUCAAAACAUUUCUGAACUGCAAUGUUUGUGGGGUGCUUCCGGUCAGCAGUGGUGAGAACCUACUGACAGUGGUCAGAGGAGGGACAAACCAAAACCACUGAAAGGGUGUUGGGCUCCCAAGGCUCAUCGAUGCGCGAGGGCAACGAAGGCUGUCCCAUCUGGUCAGAACCGACAGAAGGUCUACUGUACAAGUCACAGAAAAUGUUAAUAAUGGUUACGGUAGGAACGUGUCACAAAAACAGUGGAUUGCACCCUGCUGCGUAUAGUGCUGUGUAGCCACAAACCGGUCAGAGUCCCCAUGAUGACCCCUGUCCACUGUCGAAAGUGCCUAAAUCGGCCACGCGGGUGUCGAAACCGGACCUUAGAGCAGUCGAAGAAGUGGUCCGAUGAGUCCGGUUUUCUUUUACCUCACAUGUGCAACCGUGUACGUGUGUGCUGUUUACCUGGGGAAGUGAUCACACCAUGAUGUACUGUGGAUCGAUGACAAGCCAGUGGAGGGAGCAUGAUGCUCUGGGCAAUGUUCUGCUGGGAAACCCUGUGUCUGGCCAUUCAUGUGGAGGACAAUUUGACACAUGCCACCUACCUAAACAUCUUUACAGACCAGGUACACCCCUUCAUGGCAAUGGUAUUCCCUGAUGGCAUUGGCCUCUUUCAGCAGGAUAAUGCUCACUUUGUUUCGGGAAUGGUUUAUGGUGUUGCCCUGGCCUCCAAAUUCCCCAGAUCUCAAUCUGAUUGAGCAUCCGUGGGAUGUGCUGGACCAAAAUGUCUGAUCCAUGGUGGCGCCACCUCACACCUUACAGGACUUUAUGGAUCUGCUGCUAAUGUCUUGAUGCCAGAUAUCACGGGACCAUUUCGGGGGUCUUGUAGAGUCCAUGCCUCAGUUGGUCGGCGCUGUUUUGUUGGUACAUGGAGGACCAACAGCAUACAAGGCACAUAACAGUCAUAAUGUUUUGACUCAUCAGUUUAGAUCAGAGUACCUUUGUUGUCAGAGUUUGUUUUGGGAAACUCUUAUGUGAAUAGCACUCAGGUCCACAUUAAAAGUUCUACUGUGAAAGCACCCUUAGACACGGUUUGCAGUGAGUGACAUAAUUUUCACCUUUGCAUGCUCCCUAUCACAAUUAUAGUGUGAUUUGUAGAGAGAGAUGAACAGGGGGAGAUAACAGAGUCUAAGAUAACAAAUCUGAACUAAACUCUAAUUAAGAAGCAUCUUGAUUAGUCUUUCUACCAAAAUCACAUAAAAUCUUUAGAGAGGUUGCAAAACUGAUCAGUAAUGGACAGACAAAUUGAAAGAUGAGCUUCUAGAGAUAACUAGAGUAGAAAUUCACUUUGCCAUUAUCAGUGCAUUAUAAGUGUGCAUGUCUUCGGUUUAUUUUAUUUUAUUUGCACAAAGACAGUCAGAGUACAUCAGCAAUACUCCAUGUGAAAAUUAUAAUUACACCUACAAGGGAGCAACACAAUCUUUCAUUAUUCACAAUGCUCUUUUUUUCUCCAACUCGUUUCAAGCUCAGAAAAGAACAUCAUAGGUCUAAUGCAUAUUCAGAACCUCUGAAUCAUUGUUUCUAUUUUUUUAACUUUAUACUCAGCAGUGGAGGAAGUUAACAGUGCAGCACUGAGAUGCUGUUUUUGUAGUGGUUCCUCUGUUGAGUUGAGGUUUUGCCAGAUUUAGAAAAAGUUUAUUGUAAAGUUAUUCUUUAAAAUAACUGAGUAUAUUCUGGGUCACUGUCCAUAUAAUGUAAAUAGAUUCUGCCCAAGAGCAGGAAAAUGGAACUAUUACUAGGCGUAGAACAGAUAAAUCCCCAAAUACAUCUCUAUUUCAGUGACCCUCAAAUAUAUGGAAAAAUACAUAAUGCAUAAACAGCUUGUUCCAACAGGAUGAGACAAGACAAUUAGGUAUGUAACUCAAAUAUAGUUGAAUGAUUCUCUUGUAACCCUACUUCCACUUCUAUUUUGAACAUUGACAGUGAACAAAUCAUUUUUAUUUACUGUGAGAUACAGAAUCAGAGAAGAGAAUCUAGAUGCAGACAAUUGAAUUUAACAAACCCCUUUGAUUGCUUCACUGCAUGCAGUAAUUAUGCACGACUAAUGCAAUGUCUCUUUUCACAUGUUUCAUUUUCCAUUUCUUUCUCCCUUUGUUCUUUUUAUUCAGGUGUGUAUCGAAGUGCUUGUAGAGAGAGAACAUCAUGUUGUGUGUGUGUGUUAGUGCCAUAAUUUUAAACCCCAUACUAGGUUAGAAAGUACAGCUUCAAAAGUCACAGAAAAUAGAUUUGGGAUUUUGAUCCAUAUAUCCAGUUCUCUUUUAACUCCCAAAAUGUAUUUGUGUUUUAAAUGGAAGAAAGAGAAAUUGAGCAUAUGGAGAAAAACAGAAUGAAAUGACAGAACAAUAGAGAUCAGGAAAAACUAAAGGUGUAGAGAAGAGCGGGAGAGAGAGCACCACUUAACAUUUUCAGUAGGAUAUUUACACUAGAUUCUUUUCAUUAAGUAGAUAUAAAUGGAACUAUAACAACAUUGUAACACCAUACUGUUGCCUUACUAUCAUAUUUUAUUAAUAUUUUGUAAUGUCUAUCCAUUGUGUUGGGUCAUGCCAGUGUAGCUAUGGAAUUUUAAGUAUUAUGAGAUUAGCAUAUGAAAGAUUUGGGUAGGAAAUAUCACUUCUUUGGUUUCAUGGGGGACCAAAUUGUAAAAUCAAGUUUAUAUCCAAUAAUAUCCAGGUUACACCUGUAAAAAAUUGUAUGUCAAUGUAACAUAUUUUGGAACACAUUUCAAUGUGUGCUCUGUUUCAAACUUUCACCGUAUUCAUACAUGAUUAGAUAUUCAUAGGUGUAUUUUAUUUGUACUGGUCACCAUACAUUGUGCCAAUCGUAAAUAUAGAAGAAGCAAAGCAUAUAACAUUAGAGGAGACAACAGCUUUAAAAAAGACAACAAUCACAUAUGGAUGUGUAAAUUGUACAAUAGAGCACAUACUUAUUCAUUACAGUGUUAAAUUGAAUCAUGUGGAAAGUGUAAACCAGUUUGAACCAGUCAGGCCAUUCUCUGUUGACCUCUCUCAUCAACAAAGCAUUUCUGUCUACAGAACUGCCACUCACUGGAUGCUUUUUGUUUUUGUCACCAUUCUGAGUAAAUUCUAGAGACUGUUGUGCAUGAAAAUCCCAGGAGAUCAGCAGUUACAGAAAUACUCAAACCAGCCUGUCUGGCACCAACAAUCAUGCCACACUCCAAAUCACUGAGAUCAAAUUUUUUUUACCCAUUCUGAUGGUUGAUGUGAACAUUAACUGUAGCUCCUGUCCUGUAUAUGCAUGAUUUUAUGCACUGCACUGCUGUCACAUGAUUGGCUGAUUAGAUAAUCGCAUGGAUGAUUGUUGGUGCCAGACAGGCUGGUUUGAUUAUUUCUGUAUCUCCUGGCAUUUUCACACAAAACAGUCUCUAGAAUUUACUCAGAAUGAUGCCAAAAACAACAAACAUCCAGUGAGCAGCAUUUCUGUGGAGGGAAAUGCCUUGUUGAUGAGAGGUCAACAGUGAAUGGCCAGACUGGUUGAAACUGACAAAGUCUAAGGUAACUGAAAACCGCUCUCUACAAUUGUGUUGAGAUGCUAUUCUAAGAUGCGGGUUGGCGCUGUUUUGGUGGCAUGAGGGGGGCCUACACAAUAUUACGCAGGUGGUUUUGAUGUUGUGGCCGAUCUGUGUUUAUGAUUAGAUAUACAGUAUGUGAUUAGAAUAUUUAUAUAUUCAUGAAGCUGUAUUACAUCUGAAUGUUACGAAUGUGACAUCUUGUGUAAUGAAUGCACUACUGUUUUAUAUAUCAUCUUUUGUAUCUUAAAUACUGGCAGAUGUGUCUGUUAAAAGAGUGGCUGACCACUGGGGGAAAUUACACUUAAGUGUAUUGUCAUAUACAUGUACAUUCAGCAGAGGUUGCUACCUAUACUGUAUGAUGAUGAGAAGCAGAAGUGUUUUUUAUUACUAUUAUAAAAUGAAUUGCUGUCCCCAAAAAUGUUUUUCUUGUACAUUCCACAGUCUAUUGUU